UCUGAACCGGCCCUCCGCGGGCACCGGCGCUGCCGCCUACGCCCAGCAGCCGUUGGCCCCGAAGACGGCCCCUGCCCCUGCCGCGGCCGCCACCCUCCACUCGGCACCCGCCAAGCUGCACCGGUCGGCCCACGGCUCUAAACACCGGCGCUCCAGCAGCCUUCACAGAGGCCAGCAUCAGGCUGACAGGAAGAUGAACACUCCCUCGACCGUCACCAUGGCGCUGAUCGACCCCCAGGACCACACAUCCCUGUCAGACAAACAGUCAUCCACUCAGCAGCUCUCCAUCAGCGUGUGCGCCGCGCUCUACUCCUACAAGCCGCAGCGCUUCGAGGAGCUGGAGCUGAGCAAGGGCGAGAUGGUGGGCGUCUACGGCAAGUUCAAGGAGGGCUGGCUGCGGGGGCUCUCUCUGCGGACGGGCAAAGUGGGCAUUCUGCCCAGCAACUACGUCACCCCCGUCCUCAGAACUUCGGCGAGGUUUGUGGAGUCCAAGUCCGCCCCCUCGUCGGUCAGCACGGGGGCGGGAAAGAGGCACGGCGCUCACAAGCCUCUGAGCGUGGUCCUGGAUCAGGUCAACAACGCCAACGGAAUGACACCGGCAGCCGCUGGACAGGGGCAUCCGGUCGCCCUGGCAACCCAGCAGCCGGUGAUGUCAUCUCACGGAGUGUCGAGAAGCGCGCACUCGGGGGCCAAGCACAGCUGGGAGAUUGUGAGGCGUGCCUUUCAUUCCACACACAAAGGUUCAGUUCGGCGAGGAAACCAUCAAUCCCACCUGACUCCCAGCCUCCAGCCUCCGUCUGCGGACCUGGGCCAGAUUUACAGCUAUGGCCGCUCACCUGUGCUGCCGAGGAAGAGGAACGGCCUCUUCUCCAACCCUAUGCGGCCGCAGCAGCAGUGCUGGACCACUGACACACUACCGCCCUCUGGUGGAGGCUAUUAUACAGUGUACAGGGACUCUUUCCACAAAGAGGCCUCAUCAGGGCCCCUCCACUCCAUCUUGGUGAAGCCAGACUCAAACAAGCACAACAUAGACAAGCCUGUGAAAACAGUGCGGUUUGUGACUGAGGAGUCACCCCAGCUGGGGACAUGGACAACCCCCCUGACCUCUGGGAGACAGCUGUACUCUGGGUCCCAGUCCAGCCCUCCUAUCAUGGAGCUGUGGAACCCUUCAGCCAUUCUGGGUCGAGAUGGGAACAGCUCUGUGCUCAAAGACAUCAAGACCAGCUCGCUGAGAAAGAGUUUCGGCCUGGACCACGCCUAUGGAGACGGCUCUCCGUUCAGCUUGAAGUCGUCUGUUGGCCUUAACAGUCCAAGCAGGCACAGAGUAGUGAUUAGCUACUCUGCCAAGACUGAUGCUGAUAUGAACCUGUCAGAAGGGGAGACGGUUCUGGUCCAGGGGCCUCGUCUGGACGGACGGAUUCUGGUCACGCAGGAAGCCACGGGGAGAACCGGCCUCUUCCAGGGCACAGUACUGGGAUGCCUUGAAAAAUUGAUGUGACAUUGUCCAUACUAAAUAUAUACUGCAUUUUCCCUUGAGGAAACAAAUGUACUGCCAAAUGUCUAGCUUAUGAGCAUAUGCUCAUACCAAUGCACUUCUGAUGCAUUACUGUUUUGAUGACCUGUUCUAAGGUACCAAAAAAGCAAUAUGAGUUGUGGGUUUGAGUGCACGGAUCUGAUGCAUGUUUUCCAUAUCACACACGCGCACACACACACACACACACACACACACACACACACACACACACACACACACACACACACACACACAGACUCCUGGACCUGGCACUAUCCUUGGGGUUUAUUUUCCUAAGCGUGUAACACCUACUGACAUGCCUGUGCCUUCAAGGUGGCUUUGCUAAUGAGAUUAAUGUAAAUGGAAUAUGUUGACAGAAACAGAGACCAGAGGGGUAAAACACCACUGCAAAACAAAAUUUAUUUAUUAUUAUUAAAUAUAAGCAAAUACAUUCAUGUGGUGUUUCUUUUAAAACCAGGUAGCGUUUUCUUCACCUGUUUUUUGUCAUAGACACAGAGGUGGUCCUUUCCCAUAGUGCGUCCAUCUGUUUUAGGCUAGACCUUGCGUCUGACUGGAUUGGUCAACUGCGGCCCAGUCUCUGAGUGUUGUGCUCACCCCUUGUGAGUGGUGAAAAUGUGCUCUUGUUUUCCAGCAAACCAAACCUGUGCACUUGUAAUGAUUGCAAAACAAUGUAAUAAAACAUGGGUUUAACCUUUUAGACUUUAAA
This is a messenger RNA of Sardina pilchardus (European sardine), 2240 nucleotides long. RefSeq names its product SH3 domain containing ring finger 2 (gene sh3rf2). Lineage: Eukaryota; Metazoa; Chordata; Actinopteri; Clupeiformes; Clupeidae. Gene Ontology annotation, molecular function: ubiquitin protein ligase activity; protein binding. The record is from RefSeq and is a predicted model, not a curated record. Gene Ontology annotation, biological process: protein ubiquitination; positive regulation of proteasomal ubiquitin-dependent protein catabolic process; positive regulation of JNK cascade. The coding region runs from base 194 to 1498 and encodes 434 amino acids. The transcript is spliced from 7 exons.